AGGAGUCGCAGACUGCGAUCCCUCACUGGAGGAUUUCCUCCUUUUAUCUUCUCAUAUCAUGGUCGUCGACGGCGACAUCACAAUCGUAGACAAAUGCUACUCUUCUGGUCAGGUAUCUCAUCUUAUGGACCUCCGAUCGGCGCAUAGAUGAUUGUUAUUCUGUCGCCUGAGCGACGGUCGGAGGUCCACGCCGCUGAAGACCUUACUCGUCUCGUUGUUGAUAUCACACCGAUCUCAACAAUUCGAUCUUGUCAGGAUUCAGCGGCUCCCGCAAAUCAAUUACCCCAGGUCAUUGUUGCGCGACAGGAAAAGCGGUGUCUCAACCCCAACACCGUCAUCCUUACUGCGCGCAUCACUUCCCCGUGAUCCGUUCUUUGUUGUAUUGUCAAUACUAUGAUACAUUGAAUGUCAUCUGUUGGUGGAACAUAUGUUCGACUUUGAUGGACACGACACAUCACAAUACAUCUAUUGGUUUCUUGAC
This is a messenger RNA of Heterobasidion irregulare TC 32-1, 481 nucleotides long. RefSeq lists its product as uncharacterized. The transcript is spliced from 3 exons. The record is from RefSeq and is a predicted model, not a curated record. NCBI's taxonomy places the organism in Eukaryota, Fungi, Basidiomycota, Agaricomycetes, Russulales, Bondarzewiaceae. Bases 148 to 366 code for a protein of 72 amino acids.